AUGACGCUGAUUGGGAUCUCCUCUGAAAGAAUUGAGACAAUAUGGAAUAGAUGGGAGGUCCGAGUAUUAGUUUUACUCAGUCUCUUCUUGCAAAUAGUUCUCAUCGUUUUGGGCAAACGGAGGAAGUACAUACCCAAAAAUUGGAUUAGAAUAUUCCUUUGGGUUGCGUAUUUGUCUGCAGAUUGGAUUGCGACUGUUUCGCUUGGCGUCCUCUCCCGAAAAGAAGGUGCUAAGAAAACUCAGUCAUACGAACCCGACUAUGUGAUAAUGGCAUUCUGGGCACCAUUUCUUCUCGUGCAUCUUGGUGGUCCAGACACCAUUACUGCCUAUUCAUUGGAAGACAAUGAAUUGUGGCCAAGGCGCUUGGUUGAGUUAGUAGUCCAACUUAUUGUGGCAUUGUACGUGUUGUCAAGGUCCUGGGUAUACACCAAAGUUAAUUUUCUAGCAAUUCCAAUGUUGAUAGCUGGAAUAAUUAAAAUUGGGGAGCGGAUAUGGGUUCUGCGAGCUGCAAGCAAUGAUGUAUUCAGAGACUCAAUGCUCCCUCGACCCGAUCCAGGACCUAACUAUGCCAAAUUCAUGGAUGGAUACGAUGCCAAGAAAGCUGAGGGAUUCAAAAUCUCUGUAGGGACAAUAAUUGAUACUUCCACAGUUGUGAGACACGAUAAUUUUUCAGAUGCAUUACAUGAGGCCUCUUACUUCUUCAGAGCUUUCAAGCCUUUAUUUGCAGAUCUCAUCCUAAGCUUCCAAGAUCGCGAGAAUAGCCGAUCUUUCUUCCAACAAAAAGAGACUGGCAAAGAAGCUUUUGAGGUGAUAGAGAUUGAGCUCGGGUUCAUGUACGAUUUACUUCUUACAAAGGCUGGUUUGAUCCAUUCUUGGCCAGGCAGCAUUUGUCGUUUUGUCAGUUUAUUAUGUACUAUUUCUACUCUAAUAGCCUUCUUGAUCAUCGAUAGAAAUGAUUACUCAACCAUCGACACGAGCGUCACUUUUUUGUUGCUGUUUGGAGCUAUCGUUCUAGAAAUUUAUGCAGUAAUUGUAUUACUUUCUUCAGAUUGGACACAGCUUUGGCGGAGUAAGCAGAAGAAACCAUUGGUGGAUCUCAUCUCUAAAGCCAACUCGUGUUUUCAAUCAUGUUUUGGAUCAUGUAAACUAUUACCUCUAAACAAGAGAUGGUCGGAAUCUGUGGGGCAAUACAACCUAAUGAGUCACUGCAUCAAAUGUAAGUCAUUUAAAGGGAGUCGAACCAAGAAGUACAUUGAUGAAAUGUUAGAGAAAUAUUGGUACCAGAAUUUGGAGCCUGUCCAUGAUGGGGAUAAGGGUUUGAAAGAAAAGAUCUUUGAACAGCUUAAGAACGCAAGCAGCAUAUCAGAUAUCAGCGUUUCUGAGCAAUUGUACCAGAAUUUGAAGCCUGUCCAUGAUGAGGAUACGGGUUUGAAAGAAAAGAUCUUUGAACAGCUUAAGAACGCAAACAGCAUAUCAGAUAUCAGCAAAUUAUUUGCUUAUACUGGAAAUGAUGCUGAGACAAAAAGGUUUUUUCAUAAUCUUGCUCAGAGCACGGAGGAAAACUUUGAUGAAACCAUUCUUCGCUGGCACAUUGCAACAGAUCUCUGCCAUUAUAGUGAUGAGGACAAUGACUUCCAAAAUGUGACAGAUCUCUGCCAUUAUAGUGAUGAGGACAAUGACUCCCAAAAUGUCACAAAUUUGAUACGUAUAAGCAAGUUGUUGUCGAAUUAUUUGGUGUUCCUUCUAGUAAUGCACCCUUACAUGCUGCCCAGUGGGAUUGGUCAAAUUAGAUUUCAGGACACUUGUGCUGAGGCUAUCGAGAUUAUAGAAGAAAGAGAAUAUAUAUCAGACGAAAAAAAAGCUUGUGAAGUGCUAUUUAAAGUGAACACAGAAAUUCUGCCAUCUCAAAUAAAAGGUGACAGGAGCAAGUCGGUGCUAUUUGAUGCAUGCAUAGUUGCACAAUCUCUGCGAUUCCUGGAGACACAACAGAAGUGGGAGAGGAUAAGCCAAGUGUGGGUGGGGAUGCUAUCUUAUGCUGCAAGUCAGUGUAGCUGGAAUUACCAUGCUAGGCGGCUCAGUCAAGGUGGAGAGCUACUCACUCACGUCUGGCUUCUGAUGGCCCAUCUGGGUAUAACUAAACAUUUCCAGAUUUCAAGGGGCCAUGAAAGGGCUAAGUUGUUUCUGAGUUAG
Molecule: messenger RNA, 2190 nt
Organism: Quercus lobata
Lineage: Eukaryota; Viridiplantae; Streptophyta; Magnoliopsida; Fagales; Fagaceae
Exons: 1
Coding region: 1-2190 (729 amino acids)
Source: RefSeq, a predicted model, not a curated record